Rosa chinensis is the source of this 1878-nucleotide messenger RNA. Its product is annotated as serine/threonine-protein kinase STY13. The coding region runs from base 367 to 1569 and encodes 400 amino acids. The transcript is spliced from 6 exons. Gene Ontology annotation, cellular component: plasma membrane. The record is from RefSeq and is a predicted model, not a curated record. NCBI's taxonomy places the organism in Eukaryota, Viridiplantae, Streptophyta, Magnoliopsida, Rosales, Rosaceae. Gene Ontology annotation, molecular function: protein kinase activity; ATP binding. Gene Ontology annotation, biological process: protein phosphorylation.
CUCUCUUUAUUGGUUCAGUCCUUGCUUUCCACUCAUAUUGGCCUCCCUAGAACCAUUUCUUUUUCCGGAAUCAAUAAUUUCACACCCAACUCUUCUUCUAUUGGCUUGGUUUGGUUUUCAGCUCCCAAAUUUCUGGCGAGCAGUUUCUAUCCCAAAGUUGAUUUCAUGUUCUGGGUUUAAGCAAAUUUUGCUUUUUGUAGUUUGUGGCUGUCAACUGGGAAGAGAAACUGAAGCUUUCAGCUAGAUUGAGCCUGGUGCUUGAGUUUUGAAAUAUUGGGGUGCUUUUCAUUGAUGGGUGUUGUUAACUUUUGAGGUUCUUUUGUUUUGUAUGUGUAAAGUUUGAUACUUUAGUUACAAUUCAUUGAGAUGGAUUCAAGCAAUGGUGGUGAGGCAGUUGGAGGCAUUGGGAUAACUGAAAAGUCAAACAUCAUUGAAAAAAAUGAUUCCUUUGGAACCCCCAACAGCACCAAAGAGAAGGCCUUGGGUUCAUGUGUGGGGAAAGAAACGUUUUUUAGGGCGGAUCAGAUUGAUUUCAAGAGCUGGGAUAUCCAACUGGAGAAGCACUUAAGUAGGGGCUGGUCCAGGGAGAAGGAAGCGCGGACGUCAAUGGAGGAGUGGGAGAUUGAUUUGGCUAAGUUGGAUAUAAGAUAUGUGAUUGCUCAUGGAACAUAUGGAACUGUGUACAGGGGUACCUAUGAUGGUCAAGAUGUUGCAGUGAAGAUAUUGGAUUGGGGUGAGGAUAAUAUUGCCACAGCUGCUGAAACUGCUGCUCUUCGGGCGUCGUUUCAGCAAGAGGUUGCUGUCUGGCAUAAGCUUGACCAUCCAAAUAUUCCCAAGUUUGUUGGAGCUUCAAUGGGAACUUCGAAUCUUAAAAUCCCUGUCAAAGGCACAUCAAGUGAUGGUCAAAGUCAUAAUUCUCCUCCUUCCAGAGCUUGUUGUGUUGUUGUUGAGUAUGUUUCUGGUGGGACACUAAAGAACUAUUUGAUCAGGAAUGGAAGAAAGAAACUUGCCUUUAAGAUUGUGGUUCAACUUGCUUUGGAUUUGUCUAAAGGUUUAAGUUAUCUCCAUGCAAAGAAAAUUGUACACCGUGACGUCAAAACAGAAAAUGUGUUGCUAGAUAAUCAUAGAACUCUGAAAAUUGCUGAUUUUGGCGUUGCUCGAGUAGAAGCUCAGAAUCCAAGGGACAUGACCGGGGAGACUGGUACCCUUGGAUACAUGGCCCCAGAGGUCCUUGAUGGUAAGCCUUACAACAGAAAAUGUGACGUGUACAGUUUUGGUAUUUGCUUAUGGGAAAUCUAUUGUUGCGACAUGCCUUAUCCCAAUCUUAGUUUUGCUGAUGUCUCCUCUGCUGUCGUGCGACAGAAUUUAAGACCUGAAAUCCCAAGAUGUUGUCCAACUGCGCUGGCUAGCAUUAUGCGAAAAUGUUGGGAUGCAAACCCAGAUAAACGCCCCGACAUGGAAGAAGUAGUAAAGUUAUUGUAUGCGGUCGACACAAGCAAGGGAGGUGGCAUGAUCCCGGAAGACCAAGCUUCUGCCUGUUCCUGUUUCGGCACACCUCGAGGCCCCUGACCUCACUUUGUUCCACACAGCACAUACAUGCAGUGCAGAUCUAGAAUAAAACUAGCUAAAACUAUAUAUAUAUAUAAACCAGUUAAAAGUGCUAGACUGCAGAGGCGGUCCAUGAAUUAAUCCCAUUUCUGAAUAAUGCACCAACAAAGGAACUGCAUUAUUGAAACCCCUACAUAAAUAUUGUUGUUUGUUGUACCCUUUUCAUUCUUACUCCACUCAAAUAGUGGACUGUUAGACAGUUAAACAGUAAUUAGUUUUUACUGUUAUUUUUGUAACCACCAAAUUAUUGGUUUCACAGUUUUAUUUUCA